AACAAUGUUUUCUGAGCGAAUCAAGGAUCAGAAUAAAACACAGAUUGACUAAUUGAAUAAAAGGGAUAAAAGUUUGCCUCUGGAGGCAUUCCAAACGAAAAAUACCUGCGAUGCAACGGCGGAUAAGGGGAAAGUGGUGAGUACAAGCAACGAGUGCCAACUCCCCACCUUGGUGACAGUUGAUGGUGAAAAAAGCCAGUUUGUUGCUGAUCGCGAAGCAUUUUGUGUUUUUUCUCCUUUGUGAAACUGAAAACAGUGGUUUUCUCACUUUGUCGUGCCCCGAAAUAAUAUAAAACUGUAAUGUAGCACUUGAGCAAGUGACAUCCCAGAGAAUUACCGUGAAAAAUGACUGAGCUGACGAAGGAGAAUCUGCCAAAAAGUGGACGCGUGAACGCAGUGUGCAAGGAGUGGCUUGUCCGGGAAGAUGGGGCGCUUGCCUAUCAGCUGCAAUCCCAAGAGAUCAAUGAGCACUACAAGGGGAAUCGCUUCCGGAACGCUCUAGUGCGCCAGGAUUAUCCCACAGCGCUGCACGAGCAGAUCAAGGAGAAGGAAUACGCAGAGCGACAGGCAGCACUCUAUCAUCAAAUGAUUAACGAACAGGAAGAGGCGGACGCGAGAGUGGCACGGGACUUGGCGAAGAAGCUGGAUGUGGACGUGGAGAAGAGGCACCUCGUGAGUGAAGCUCCACCGCUGCUGAAGAAUGAACUGCCGAUUCCGCCGAGGAAUUCAAAGACGCAGCGACCAAAUAUCAUUCAGCACACGCCACCAAUUGACGCGCCAAUUGAACGGAUGCCGGCGAGUGCUCAGCUGAACUAUGCUCAAUUGGAUCUGCCACGACCGUCGACAUCGUCAUCAUCCACGUACGACACGGUGUACAAUGCACGCAAAAUGCCUUCGCUGGACGAUUGCCCAGUGAAUCUGCAGUCGCACACACCAGAAAAGGUCUUGGCACCGCCACUGCCGCGCCGGGAGAAUCACUUUGACGCCUUCGAGCAGAAUCUCAACGGUGUGGCGCACUGCAGCAAGCACUAUGAUGAUGAGGCGGAGGAGAAUUGCAACUUCCAGAAGCUCUCGCCGGCCAAGUUCGACUACUUGAUGGGCAACAAGCCCUCGUGCUCAGCAGAUGAUCCCAUUGAGACGCUGCGGGAUCUGGGAUUGCCACCUGAGGAGAUCCAAGAGAUUGACAGGCGUGCCAGGCAGGAGAGAAAGGAUGAGGAACUCGCCAGGCAACUCCAAGAGCAGCUGACGUGUGAAGUGAGCCAGGAGGAGCGUGAUAGGAUUGUGGCAAUGGAGGCGCAAGAUAAGGAACUUGCCCGGAUGCUGCAGGAUCGGGAGAGGGCCAAGGCGAAGAGGGCGAAGGAGAGGGCACGUCUCAAGAAGCAACAGCAGCAGCAGGAAGAAGAAGAGGCCGCCAGAGGAAUAGAGAAGCCUCCGAUGAUGCAUGAGUCCGAUGGGGACUCUUAUGCCAAUCCAGUGGACUUCAUUGAGAAUAAUCACGGACAUCAGGAGUAUCAGCGAGAGCAGUUUGGGAGAAGUUCGCAACUGAACAGCGAUGAAAACUACUCGAAUCCAGUUGACAUGCUCAUGCAGUCGUCCAACGACACUGACCAGGUCAAAGUGUCUAUUAACAUAAAGAAACAAACGGCUGGAGCGAAGAAGCAAGAUGAUCAGUUUGGAUAUUCAAUGUCGGGAUCAUCGAGUGCCAACAACUAUCAGGGACCGUCGAGGCCCAAUCAUUUGGACAUCAGAGGUCCGAUCAAUCGACCGGCCGCGCCGAGAGCUCAUUUGCCGGAGGGCAUCGAGAAUAUUGCCACAAUCAUCGAUCCCACGUAUCAGCACAGUGCGAACUCCACGCCCGGAAGCGCCUUGACGCCGCCGGAAAUGUCAGCAGAAUUCUCAGAUCAUAGCUCCAGUCCAGUGCCUCCAUACAUGCCAAUCCAGGGCUCGCGUCGGACAACGUCCCUGGAGCAUAAGAAGAAGAAAUCAAAAGAUAAGUGUGCUCAUCAGUAA
Messenger RNA from Phlebotomus argentipes, 2010 nucleotides. RefSeq lists its product as uncharacterized. Bases 346 to 2010 code for a protein of 554 amino acids. The record is from RefSeq and is a predicted model, not a curated record. The transcript has 6 exons. Lineage: Eukaryota; Metazoa; Arthropoda; Insecta; Diptera; Psychodidae.